This is a messenger RNA of Balearica regulorum gibbericeps (East African grey crowned-crane), 1311 nucleotides long. The record is from RefSeq and is a predicted model, not a curated record. Lineage: Eukaryota; Metazoa; Chordata; Aves; Gruiformes; Gruidae.
UCUCUUUCAACUCUCACCUGUAGGGCAGCCCUGCUGACCGGCCGGUUCCAGAUGCGCUCUGGGGUUUAUCCCGGUGUGUUCAACCCAGACUCGCGGGGGGGCCUGCCGCUGUCCGAGGUCACCAUUGCAGAGGUGCUGAAGGCUGAGGGCUAUGCCACAGCCAUGGUUGGCAAGUGGCACCUUGGCCUGGGGAUUAAUGGCUCCUUCCUGCCCAUCCACCAGGGCUUUGACCACUUCUUGGGGGUGCCCUACUCCCAUGACCAGGGCCCCUGCCAGAAUCUCACCUGCUUCCCACCCGACAUCAAGUGUUUUGGGACUUGCGACCAAGGCUUAGUGCCAGUACCGCUGCUCUGGAACCAGAGCAUCGUGCAGCAGCCAAUCUCUUUCCUUGAUCUGGUGCCACUCUACAACAAAUUCGCCCGGGACUUCAUUGCUGACUGUGCCCAACGAGGCCUCCCCUUCCUGCUCUACUAUGCCUCCCAUCAUACCCACUACCCCCAAUUUGCAAGCCAGGAGUAUGCAGGGCAGUCACGGCGUGGGCCGUUUGGUGAUGCACUCUUGGAGUUUGAUGGCUCGGUGGGACAGCUGCUGCAGGCAUUGCAGGAAAAUGGUCUUGCAAACACGACCUUGGUGUUUUUCACCUCUGACAAUGGCCCUUCCACCAUGCGUAUGGCACGUGGAGGCAGCUCUGGCCUUCUGAAGUGUGGGAAGGGCACAACAUACGAAGGUGGCAUGCGGGAACCAGCGGUGGCUUAUUGGCCAGGCCGUAUCACUCCAGGAGUGACACAUGAGCUGGCAAGCACCCUGGACAUCCUGCCAACCCUGACUGCCCUGGCUGGAGCAGCUCUUCCCAAAGUUGCCCUGGAUGGCUAUGACCUGAGUCCAGUGCUGUUUGGGUCAGGGAAGAGUCGCCGUCAGAUGAUGUUCUUCUACCCGCCGUCCCCUGAUCCACUGCACGGCCCCUUCGCUGUCAGGUUUGGGAAGUACAAGGCCCAUUACUUGACACAAGGUUCCUUUCACAGUGAUACGACCCCAGACCAGGCCUGCCAUGGGCUGACCCCACUAACCUCUCACUUGCCCCCACUGCUCUUUGACCUGGAGUCAGACCCAGCUGAGAACUAUGAUCUGCUGCAAAGCGGCACAGGGCCAGAGGUUCUGCAAGUCCUGAAGGAGAUCAAUCUGCAGAAAGUGCUUUUUGAACAGCGCAUGGAGUUUGGGGAAAGCCAGAUCAGGAAGGGCAGGGAUCCUGCCCUGCAGCCCUGCUGCAUACCGAACUGCACUCCUAAGCCUUCCUGCUGCCACUGCUCCUAG